AUGCCAACGUUUCCGAGCGCCAGCCGGUGGUCGUCGUCCACCAAAUGGCCACGGAGGGCAGCCGGAGCGGCGUCCACGGCGCUAGCCGCCGCCGUCUUCGCGGUCCUGGACGUCGCCGACGUGAUCCUCUGCUUCGUGUACGCCCUCCUCGACGGCGUCCUCGAGGACAGCCCCAUGCGCUGCUACUGCCACAGGAGCUAUGACAACGGCGGCAUCAGCGAGGCGACCGCUGCAGCAGUGGAUGGCGGCGACCACGAGGUCUCUGACACGCUGUACGCGUGCGUUCGGAGGAGCACCGUCAGGGACGCGAUCCUGUACCUCCUGCGACACGUCGUCGGGAGGAGAAGAGGGACGCCGCCGGAUGAGACGGUGGCGCCCUGCAAGUGGCGCAGCCCCAGGUGGUCUGACUGCGCGUGCAGGUCGUGCGUCGCAUGGAGGGGCGGCGAAGGCGGCGGCGGCGGCGGCGGCAGCGGCCGGCUGCACAUCGUCGUCAAAGAGCCGGAUCGGGAAGGCAAUGUCCACGCUUGCACACUAAAACAGAGUGAGACGACGACCACUCCCGAUGCCGAGAACGCCAUCUUCGUGCACGGCUUCACGUCGUCGUCGUCCUUCUGGUCGGAGACGGUGUUCCGGGAGUCCUCCUUCAUCCUCGACGACUGCAGGUUGUUCGCGGUGGAUCUCCUCGGCUUCGGCCGGAGCCCCAAGCCUGCGAAUUGCAUGUACAGAGUGAGAGACCACGUGGAGGCGAUCGAGAGGAGCCUCAUCGAGCCGCAUGGCCUGAUGAGCGGCAGCGCCUCCUUCCACCUGGUCAGCCACUCCAUGGGCUGCAUCAUCGCCCUCGCCUUGGCUGCCAAGCACCCGACCCGCGUGAAAUCCAUCACGCUGGUUGCACCGCCGUACUUCUUGCCGUGCGAGCAGAAGGCGAGCCAGGUGGCGCUCAACAGGCUGGCCGAGAAGAAGCUGUGGCCGCCGCUGCUGUUCGGCUCUGCGGUGAUGUCGUGGUACGAGCACGUCGGGAGGACCGUCUGCUUCCUCGUCUGCAAGAACCACCUGCUCUGGGAGUGGCUCUUCAGCCUCUUCACGGGAAACACGGACGUGGAUUUCAGGGUGAGGGAUCUGACGAAGCACACCCACCACUCGGCGUGGCACACCAUGCACAACGUCAUCUGCGGCGGGGCGGCGCUGCAGGACCGGAACCUGGAGGCCGUCGCGGCGGCCGGCAUCCCAGUGCAGGUGGUCCACGGCGCCGACGACCAGGUGGUUCCGGUCGAGUGCAGCCGCCAUCUCAAGGCGAAGCUCCCGCGCGCCAAGCUCCGUGUCAUGGACAGGCGCGACCACUCGACGGUGGUUCUCGGCAGGGAGAGGGACUUCGCCAAGGAGGUCAAGGCGUUCUGGUGGUCAGCUGCUCAAAGGCCCACCCACCAGAUACGUGUGGAAUCAGUGGUAAUAUAA
Messenger RNA from Miscanthus lutarioriparius, 1452 nucleotides. The record is from the annotation of a GenBank genome assembly. NCBI's taxonomy places the organism in Eukaryota, Viridiplantae, Streptophyta, Magnoliopsida, Poales, Poaceae.